AACGGUGGUUCAAUGCUUUUGAGCGUAUUCUUUUUGAAUCCGUAAUGUUCACAAGAGGAAUAACAUUACAUUAUAAAUGAUUCGAAUUCGUAGUAACUGUUUGCAAGGCAAAAGGAAAGGCAACGCCUAGCGUAACCUUGGAUGCGAUAUCUUACGUUUAUUGAAAGGGAACUUGAACGCUGUUAUUAUCGGGUAUGGUGUUACCAGUCGUCGCCGCGACGUGGACGCGUGCCUUUGUUAAGCGGAGAGUUGCUUAAAAGAUGCCAGUGUUUUUUUUUUGUUUUUUCUUUGUGCAUUACUUUUUACUACUUUUACUACAUUAAUUUUGGUGUUAUGUGCAUUACCAACGCUCAUGCGCUUUAUAUAUUAUAUCAUUCACGCAGAUUUUCAUACAUUUUCCCAUACUUUUCCAUGUCAUAAAUGUAUGAACAACCGCAGUCUCUUAACGAAUCUUAAGAUCCAUGCUAUGGAAUAAUUUUGAAUGUUUUAUUUUAAACGACGUCGAUCGCAGACCGAUCCAAAUAACAAUAUUUUCGUACGAAACCAGUUUAAAAAAAGAUAUCGAAACAACAAUGGGAUGUUAUCCGUAUCGCUUACGCUAAAAGGGAAGUGCGAUAACGUCGUCGCAUCAUUUGUCAUUUCUCCAUCUUUGUGCAAACUAUCAUUGUACGUGUAUCGGUCAAAGUUAAUCGGAUGAUGACAAUUUCAUGAAAUGAACUGUUCAAGAUAUUAGUUUUAAACAUUCCAACGAAGUUGAUUAUAUAUUUAUUGAUAUUAUUAUUCCAUGUAAAAUAUUUAUACAACUAAAAAAAAUGACGAGUUAUAUGCCUCAGCACAGUAGACAUAGUUACAAAUGAACGUCAAUAGGUUUAGAAAUUAAUUGUAUUAAAAUAGAUUUGAUUCAUUUUUUUUCACGUAUGUCUUUCACAUGUAUUCUUAUAAGUCUCAUUUGUAAUUUGAUCAAAGGCAAUCAAAAGUAUUCACUUGGACAUACAUAUAGUGUAUGUUCCACUAGGAUCGAAAGAGUUGAUAUGAAUGCUUCUCGCGCCCCACAAAAAGGGGAAUUCCCUUUUCUGGGUUCAAUGCCAGCUCUGAAAAGUGACUGUACAAAUUCAAGAAUAAUACAGACUUUGCUUUUUAAUGUGUUUUAUUUAUCAAAAUUUGAUUAUUUUGAUAAAUAUGUGUGUCGAAAGUUACAGAGGUCGAUAAAGGGUUAAUUUAUAUUUGCAAAGUCGUAGCAUAAGCAAGUGUCCGAAUUUCAUUUAAAUUCAUUUCCUUUGAUGCGUGUCUUUCAGAGUGAAUUUUUUUAAUUCAUCAUAAUAUAUAUAUGUAUAUGUGGGUGAUAUUCUAAGUAUGUUACAUGGCGAUGUGGCGAUGAACGUGUUAACGUGUAAAAGGGGAAUGAAAGGGGCGCAGGAAAUCGCAAUAAUUCGAAGCAAACUCGCGACUAGUCAUUGAUCGGCUGCGAGACGCCAAGCGCCGCGACGCCCUCUCCUCUCCUUAACCCCGUCGUCCCCACCUGCUUGUUCACAAUCGUGUCAGACAUUUAAGCGUCACGUCGGAUACACGGCUCCCUCUUUCUCUCGCUCUCCUCGUUUCCCUCUUUGUUUCUCUCUCCUUCGCUCCUUCUGUUCGUCGUUCAUCGACUCUGACUCUGCCGACCAAUUCUCGACACCAUCGGACACCAUCGCCAUCCAACCACUGGAAACUGCUCCGGCACGUUACAAUUUUCUCCCGAUUUUUUUUGCAGAGAGAUAAGAGAACCGGUGAAACAAGAACCAGUGAAUUAAUCAGGAGUCGAGCAACGAGACAGUGAGUCGAGUGGUUUGUGUCAAAAUGUGCCGUGAUCCGUUGCAACGUGUGAAAAAAAAAUCACGCGUCCCAGUUUGACCUCUGAAGCGGGGCUUCCCACGGAGCCACGAGCCACGAGCAAACCAGCAAUGCCCCAGCGCAAACGUUCCUCGAAGCUGCUUCCUGCUCGCUGUUCAUUGAAUUGCUCUGCGUGAAUGAAGAGAGGAGAACGACCGUUUCUAGGUCGAACGAGGAGCUUGAUCUGGAGAAAGCCCGUAUACUGAAACCCUCGAGGACAACAAAGAAACAAAUUCAAGAAAUUCAGAUCGAUUUGCCUUCCAAACGCUGUUACCACGAUUUACCUUUCUCCCUGAAAUUUUCUCGGACGUGUCGAUCAUUGGAAUCUAGGAGAAUAGACUGAAUUGGGUCAGUAGGUCCAUAGCGUAGAAUCUCGCCACAAGGGGACACAAGUUACCAAAUUAACCAAUCCUCAAACUGCUCACAAGAAUUUUCUGUCUGAAAAUUCAUUUAUCCUCAAAUAAAAUGUUCUGUUUCCAAGGCCCUUUUACACGCGCCUCCCGCGUGUUAGUGUCCCCCCUGUCUUCUACCAAAUCCAACACCUCCUCCAUGAGCAUGAUCCUACCCAUCAACAACAAAUCUUCUACUUCCAAGAGCGACAGACGAGGCUCAGAGGCCACCAGUGAAGGCUCUGGGUCAUCCAUUAGAUACAUAGACCAAGAGCCAUCCACCUCGGAUUGCAGCAGCACCGAUACACUCCCAGACAUCAAAUCCGAUUACUUGGAUCCAGACUCCCUCUCACCAGGACCUGAUUCUUUAACAGCACCCAAUCUCAUUCCAAAUGGAGAGGAAACCAAAGAUGACAAGAAACUCUUGGAAGACAAUGAUGGGAGUAGUCCAAAGUCUUCUCCAAAGAAGCAAUCAUAUAGCAACAGGCGCUGCAAGAAGCUUCUUCUGCGUCUACGGUCCACUGAGUCAUCCAAUUCCUGCGACAAGGAUGCUUCUUUCUUUUCCGUGUCUCCCUCACCAGGUAGCAAUUCUAUAGGGAUAGAAUCAUCAGGCUCAUCUCCUGGGGGCCAUCAGGAUUACGAAACUGGCAGUACCACAACACUCUUCACAAAGUCCUCUCCUUCGGUUCUGAUCGACUCCAUAGAGGACAAUUUGAGGAACUGUCGUGUGACAGCUGCCUCAGAGAACGACAUACCAUCCUUGCAGAAUGGGUUUGGAGAGUCAGGAAAGGAGAACGUUUACAAUCAAGAGACAGAGACAGAGGAAGGAUCUUCAUUGCCGUUGAGUCCUGCUGGUCCAACGAAUGCUGGCCUGUCGUCCACUGCACCUUACUACAACUUUCUCUGCGUGAAUGGAGGAGCCAUGCGUCUGGAGAUAACCAGCACCAGCUCGCCUCAGUUGUCGUCAGGCAUUAACCCUAGAUCCAGCGUGCAAUCUCCCUCAUCGGAUGCCUGUGAAUCGUUUGUGGGUGAAAAAGGUUCACGAAUAGACACUUUGAAGCCUGAAAGCUUGGACACGGCGUUCUGCCUACCUGCAGCCAGAUCUUGUCCAAAUUUGGAAAGGCAGAGCACCGGAUGCUCCCCUACUAGCGGUUCCUCGAGCUCCAGCCCCAGUUCCGGGCCUGUUGGGCCCAGGUUCAAGCCUAUCGAGGAAGGAGACAUCCAGGUGUGCUUUCUGAACCAUACAAAGACUCUCGUUAGGAAAAUUCUGUCGAGCAAGUUCUUGAGAAGGUGGGAGACGCAUCAUCUUUAUCUGAACGACACCUGUAUCUCCUCUAAAACUCCCACUGGAUUUCUUCAGCAACCAAUACCAUACAAUAACAUGUCCGACAUAAGAAAGUAUGCCGUUGCCAGAUGGGAUCCUACAUACAAGAACUGCCUCAGCAUAAUUCUGCCAGACAGUUCGCUUCUCCUCCAAGCCAAUAACGCUUAUACGAGGGACCAAUGGUAUCAUUCGAUACUAUGGAAGAGAAGUAUUUUCAAGUACCAACACCUAGUAGCAUUGAGCACACGAGAAGAAGUAGUGAUCAGAGAGCUGAAAUCAAUGGUAGACUUUGCCUUGUGGACGUCCCUCCAAGACGAAAGGGUCACCGCCGCACCCCUGGAGGCUGUGGCGAAGCUUCUCGAGGAUUCAGCUGUGGAGGAGUCGAAUCAGAAGUCGGAGAAGCUAGCCAGAGAGAUGUUUCAGUGUGAAAACGAGCGAAAACACUGGGCAGAAGCUACUCUUUCCGUGGUGGCCCCUCUUCUCGACAAAGUUGCACUCCCCGCCUGCCUUGCCAGAGUUCUCACCAAGUUGGCUCGCGAGCAUCCACGAUCGUCCUUAGUGUCUGCUGUAAAUCCAGCCAUCACGAGAUGCUUGAAGCACACCGUUGACUUUGGCAAGUCUCCAGACAUGAGAAAAUUCCUUCAAGUCUUCGUGGCUGCCCUGUACGCAAGUGACAACGGCGAACAAGCCAUCAGAGACUAUAUCGCAGCUGUUCACGGACCUGGAAGCGAUUGUCCUCAUCCAAGAGUACUUCCCAAUCUGGUAUCCAUCUGCGUCGCUGCGAUUUUUCACAGAUUCGAAGUGACCCGACGUUCCGUAUCAGCAAAUGACGAACCAUUGAUUUUACCUCCAUUGGAUUGCUACUUGUUAGUUCUGAAUGUCACAUCAGAAUAUACAGACUGGAGGCCGGGCUUGGGCGCUCUGUUGCAACCAGUACCGUUUCCAGAGGAAGCUUUGAGCGUGAAAGAAGUCCAGCAGUCGAUAUUAAUGUGCGUGAUAAAGCGUUUAGCAAAAGAUACAAGGUGCAUCGUUCAUCGCGUUCUGCUUCCAGUCAGGGAACCACGACCUGGAUGGAUCCACAUCGUCGUGCCAUCGAGUCCAGCUUGUCCCGAUCAGGGAGAAUUGUUUGGUGAAAUGUUGACAACCUUGCUGGCGUGUUGCUGUCGGCGGAAGAGGUUUAUCAGCUCGCUGACGAAGCAGGCACGAGACGAUUGUGUACUCCUGGCGGUGAGAGGCUGCGACGCUGCGCAGGAGGUUCUUUGUUUGAUGUUGGAAUGGCAUUUGCUACCAAACGAGGAAGCUCGAUUGCAGAUAGUGAACGCCCUCGACUCCACAGCAUCUGGCAAGAAUCGUUACGCUGCACUUUGUCAGAGGCAAAGGAAUUUACAAGAAUUGCAACAGAAAGGAGGGCCCAGAAAAUUGACGCUGCCAGUUCGCGCGACGGAUGCUGACGUAGCUCUCCUCCUAGGUGGAGGAGCUCUUGGGAACCUCGAAUGCCUCAGCUUGGCGUUCACGUCUGUAACUUCCGCUUGCGCCGAGCAACUCAUCAAACUGCCAGCUCUGAGAUACCUGAACCUCUGGGCUACGCAGUUCGGCGAUGCCGGUUUACAAAUGAUCAGCGAACAUUUACAGAAACUCCAGGUUCUGAAUCUUUGCGAGACGCCUGUUUCCGACAAAGGAAUCUCUACUUUGACCUCAUUGACGAGCUUAAGAAAACUGAACCUGAACAGCACGAAACUGUCCGUUCAAACGUUCGAGUCCCUGAAGAAAUGUCUACCAUCGCUGCAAGAGUUCGACGUUAGGUACACGGAGGCUUGGUGACCAGAGCUUUUACCUCGCGCUAAGCCAAGUAAUUCCAAUAGUAACGGUAGCAUCAAAUUAAAAAGACAUCAAAGCGAUUAGAUAAUCGAAGAGUAAAUUCGAAUGAUGCGUACACGCUAAUCGAUUAGCGAUGAAAGUUAUUUAGUCGUAAAUAAUAGACGUGUUCUCGCGGGACCGGAAAUGUCUCUUCUAAAAAUAAUUCGGACGCGAAAGAAUGGUAAAGUAAAAAUUUUGGGAGAUCAGAUAUUUCACUUGUUCUGUGGAUGUUAUAAUCAAUGUUAAAGACGUGUAAGAAAGAUGCGACUAGGACCAUAAUCGAAACCUGAAAAAAAGAGAAAUUUAUCGAAGAAAGCAACGCGAGACUUUCGACAAGUGUCGUAACUGCCUACGAAAUGUUAUCGUUUAAAGAAAUAAAGCACCAAAUAUUCGAGGACGCGUCGAAUUUUGAAUAGCUGAAAAAAAGGAGUACGUAGUGUUUCUAUUAAUAGUUGAUCUGUACGAAAACGAAUAAGAGGUACAUCAAGAAAUUGUUUCGGUGGCACAGGGACUCGUUUCAGACUUGUCUGCGAGUCCCUGACUGCCUUGCCUUCUUCGUGGAUCCUAAAUAUUUAAUCGUGCAGUUUCGUGUCUUCGAGAUCGAUGCAAAAAUUCGCAUCGAGUAGACAUUUAAUUUAGGAGACAUAUUUCUUUGUUAUUUUAUUUGUUGAAACAUUAUUGAUCUCAAUACUCGCUGGACAGUCUGGCUGUUCGUUAGAAAGUUCAGUCUUGUUGAGGUUUCUUUGACAAGAAUUUAAGAGUUCUCUUUAAGAUUUGUUACUUUUUUUUUUUAACCCUUAUCACUCCAAGAAUGUUACGGAAUGAUUUUCAGGCAAUUGCAAACAAACUUUGUUAAUUUCGAAGUCCUAAGGGAAGAUGUUGCGUAAGUUGUAUAAGUAGACUGCUGAUGUUUAUGCAUUUGUGACGUACAAUAAUAUAAAAAACAUAAAUAAAAUAUACAUAAUGUACGGUGAAUAUAUUCUACAAUUAUUAUGAUGGUGUUUAUUAUUUCAUUUUCUACGCACAUACUUUUUGAUUAUGUUUAGGACGAACUUUUAUUAUAUUGGUUUAUAUAAUAAAUGCAUAAAUAUCCGCAGUAUAUUUAUAAGAUAGCUUUUUAUUUGUAAGAAUACUUAUUAAUGUCGGGUAAAUACAAAAUAGGAGUAAAUCGAAGAAGUUUAUUUAUAUUUUACUGUUAUUUUUAUAUGUUUUUAAUAAAUUAUUUCUAAAUAAUGUUUAUUUCAGGUUUCCUUAAUAAUGGAGAAUAUAAAAACUGUUUACGUAAUUAUUUACGUCUUUUUAAAUUUGUACGUGCUCGUUCGUAUUUGUAUGUUCAUUUUUUAUAUUACUUUUAAUUACUCGUACUUUCAUCAAUUAAUGCAUAGUAUCAUUUUGUAUAGUAACAAAUAAUUAUUGAUUCAAAUUCUAAAUAAAAUAAGUCGUUUUAUUUUCUUGAAGAUUUAGUUUAGUUAUCGUAGAUGGCACAUAUUUGCGUAAUAAUUACAAAUAUCACUUUGAAUAACGGGCUCAUCGUCGCUACUCUCUACUUUUUCACAGCUUUUACAUUAAUAUCUCGAUAACGAUAACAAAUACGCUAGCUGCAUUGAAUUAAACGCAGUAAUAAAAAAAUUCCGAAAUUCCAGUUGUAGUGAUAAGGGUUAAAAGGACAUUAGUUUUGAAAGACGAUGCUGAUUGUUAAUAUUUCGUCGAAUGUGAUCUACAUAUAGUUAAGUAUACGUAGUUUUAUAAAGGGAACAGAAAUCUGUAUUUAAUUGAGAUUGAAUUUCAGUGUGCGGAUAUCAAAAGAAUACUUAAUAGAGUUAAGUAAACGAAUUUCUGUACGCAUUUUACUUAAAUUGUUUUAAGUUCAAGCGAAACGACCUGUUCGCUGCUACGUUCUUUCCAACGUACAUUUCCAAAAUAUGAAUAUCAAAUGGAAAACACUUUUCAAUGCAAAAUCAUUUUCGAAGUUGUUCUGAUAAAAGAACCAAACUAUUGUAUAUCGUCAGCAAGACAAUUGUCGUUGGGAACGAUAAACUGUGCACCGAGAGUAUCCGUAAAUUACUUUUUAUUCGAUAUUUUCUAUUCCAAGGAACUCGGUGCAUACGAUUACAAUAUCUUGUAUAUUAUUCGUACAAAGAUAGUUUCCUAUUACAAGACAAGGUGUUCAUUAGUUCUUUAUUAUACGCGAAUGAAAUUGAGCAAAAAAUUGAAAGAAAAAGUAAACGAAUGUUAUACGGAGUAAUAUCAAAUUUAUUUUGUUUAUACUUCUUGUACACUAGGAAACAUACGUGAAUGAAUUUACAAGAAACUCGUCGAGACUCGUCGAAGAAGAGUCCUGUUGCUCCUUUUCUUUGAAUAACGCUCAACUGCCGUAGCAAUCGAGCUCUGAGUGACCACUGCCACGCUGUGUGCGAACUGGAAAAGGUUGCACUCGUUAGGAUCGAGUUUUACGUUUAAAAUUAAUUCUACGCGACACGUGCAAAACGAAUAUUAUUCAGGACUUAGAGAAAUUUGUACGAAUUAUCUUCAUCGGUUAAUUAACUUUUGUCUCGCCUAUGACAUUACUAAAUAGCAUUCUCUUCGAUAAAAGAAUUUCAUACAUCUUAAACGAUCAGUCAUAUAUACUUAUCGUUAGUAUCUACCUUCUAUUAAAAAUUCGAACGAAAUUAAGAAAUUAAUAGUCGUUAGCGUUCAUCAGAUAGUUAUUUUAUUUCCAUUUCGAUAAAGGUGAAUACGAUAGUUGAAUUAUUAACGUUUCUUUGUAAAUAUUAAUGUCAUAUAAAUGCUAUGUUCUACGAUGUAACGUUUAAGAUACUCCUUGUACCAUAAUCGGGGCCUCUUUCCAUGGUUAACGCAUUACAAACAGUUUAAUGUUCUUUAUUCCAAUAAGUAACAAACUUUCAGUCAAAGGAAUUCCUAUAACUUUGAAAGAUCUCCACACGUUCUUUAGUGUAAAUAUCAACGUAAAGAUAAGUUUUGUUCUCAACCACAAUCGCUAGAUGCAAACUCGAUAGUUUGUAAGUAUUAGGUCAUCCCAUAUUCAAUGCAUAGAUUAAACAAUCUUCUGUUAACAAUUAAUAA
Messenger RNA from Hylaeus volcanicus, 8523 nucleotides. Its product is annotated as C-Maf-inducing protein-like. NCBI's taxonomy places the organism in Eukaryota, Metazoa, Arthropoda, Insecta, Hymenoptera, Colletidae. The record is from RefSeq and is a predicted model, not a curated record. The transcript is spliced from 8 exons. The coding region runs from base 2335 to 5403 and encodes 1022 amino acids.